AUGGCGCACCAGGGAGUUUCACCUCAAGAAAUCGAGGCGUUAUGUAAAACUCCAAAUCCUGCUACAAAGGAGUUUAUUUUUCAACAAACAAUGUACCGCAUCAAGGACCCAAGAAAGUCUAUACCAUUCUAUACUGGAGUACUUGGCAUGACCUUAUUAAAACAGCUUCAUUUUCCAGAAAUGAAGUUCUCAUUAUUCUUUAUGGGAUAUGAAAACUCCAAUGAAAUUCCAUUAGAUGAAAAAGAAAGGACUUCUUGGGCGAUGUCAAGAAAAGCCACUUUGGAGCUAACAUACAAUUGGGGCACUGAGAGUGAUGAUUCUAAUUAUCAUAAUGGUAACUCGGAUCCUCGUGGGUUUGGACAUAUUGGAAUCAUGGUCCCCGAUGUUGAUGCUGCUUGUGCUAGAUUUGAAGAGCAAGAUGUGAAGUUCAUUAAAAAGCCCCAGGAUGGCAAAAUGAAGGGAUUGGCUUUCAUUCAGGAUCCCGAUGGCUACUGGAUCGAGAUUUUCAAUGCUAAUUGUGUUAGCCAGUAA
Molecule: messenger RNA, 531 nt
Organism: Pieris macdunnoughi
Lineage: Eukaryota; Metazoa; Arthropoda; Insecta; Lepidoptera; Pieridae
Source: the annotation of a GenBank genome assembly